Molecule: messenger RNA, 1686 nt
Organism: Danio rerio (zebrafish)
Lineage: Eukaryota; Metazoa; Chordata; Actinopteri; Cypriniformes; Danionidae
Gene: fxyd7
Product: FXYD domain containing ion transport regulator 7
Biological process (GO): regulation of monoatomic ion transport
Cellular component (GO): membrane
Molecular function (GO): ion channel regulator activity
Source: RefSeq, marked validated
ACUAGGGGGAAAUGUUUGGCUCGGUAUCCCUGCACUGGUUUGCAUCUUCAUUCUCUGGAUCUUCCCUUCAUGUGUAAGGAAAGCACUGACACAUCUGCACCGCUUGGAGGCGUAACAUUUAACGUGCUAAGCGCAGCAUCGACGCAGUGCUUCACUAGCGCGCCUGUUCAUUAAGGUGCUCAAUUACAGCAAACAAGAAAGCCCUGCCUGGAAACAGCACUGCAGUCAUGGAAGCCUCAACAGGGUCAUACACGCAUCUUGACCAGAGUGCCUUUCAUUAUGAUUAUGAGACGUUGCGGACCACGGGGGUCAUCCUAGCUGUGGUUAUGUUUGUAAGUGGGAUCCUCAUCGCACUGAGUAAAAAGUGCAAAUGCUCAAAAUCCAAAUCUAGUCCAGUGGAAGGCCCUCCGAAGACAGAAGUUCCCCCUCAAACAGUGUAAAGCAGAUGGCGUAUCAGAGCGGCCCAUUUCAGCGAGAGGAAAUGCUCAGACGCACAAGGUUACUUACAGGAAUGAGAGGGAAAGCAGAACAUGCUUGACCUCUUUUUGUAACUUCAGCCUAAAUGCUGAUCUACUGCUGUAUUUUUAGCUCUUACAGUUGUGCUAAAUCAUGUCCCUUUUGUCCCACAAUUCACCACACACCUCAGCUGAUCACAGUUGCUUUACUUAUGCAUGAACAGUUCAGUUUAAUUACUACUAUAUGAGGCCUAGUUUAAAAAAAUGUCUGAAAUAUUUAUGGCAACCAAGAUGAAUGAUUGAAAUUUAACAUCAGACUGUUUAAAGUUUACACAAGUAAUAUAAAAUUGAAAUUUAUACUCGUUUACAUUUUAUUAAAAAGCUAAUUCGCAGCACUUGAGCAUGAAAUGUCGCACAGUUGCGUGUCGAACCUGUGUAACUUGUGCAUGCCAGGUUUCAACACUCUGUAAGACAACCGUGUAACGUUCUAAUAAUUUAAAAUGCAUUAUGAAGUAAAUUUAUAAGUUGAAUUUUUAAUUUUUCUGUAACUUAUUACCAGUAAAAACUUUAAAAACAACCUGUAAAGUACAGAUAUUUCCUGUUUACACAUUUAUUAGAUCAGUAAAAACAUAAUUAUUAUGCAGCUUCACAUAACAUUUGAGGGCUAAGGUAGAAAAAAUAAGUCUUGCCUUAAAAACUCAUGGUGCAACUGAAUCGAAUACAGAAUUACCAACAAACUACUAACGGAACUACAUCACAAUCUAAAAAACCUUAUGAGAGUCUAGAGAAAUCGAUCGCAUGAAUAUUUGAAUGUAUUCCAGAGAUGAAAGCACUUUAGAAAGUAAUGUUUAGUUACUGAAUAUGAAACAAUUGAACUGCAACUGAAUGUAUGCAUUUAUGUAUGUAUGUGUCUCAUAUUAAUGAAUGAAAAAGCAUCUGUGUACAUUUGAAAGAAUGAAUCACUGCUCUUUUCAGUCAGCAUGUUUGUGAAGGAAUGCUUAAUAACUCUUUCAGUCAGUCGUGGUGUGCGUGCGUGCGUGCGUGUUUGUCUUGAAGUGAAGUAAAUGAGUACAACUAAACAUUCACAUCAGUCAUAAUGAAGAACACAUCAUAUAUACAGCUACUGUAUGUAAAUGAAUACAACUACUGUAUGUCAAUGUAUUUUAUUAGUCACGCAAACAUUAGUCAUGUACCAAAGGCAUUCAGCUAAAUAAAACAUACUGAGUUACAG